Molecule: messenger RNA, 957 nt
Organism: Acytostelium subglobosum LB1
Lineage: Eukaryota; Evosea; Eumycetozoa; Acytosteliales; Acytosteliaceae
Exons: 1
Source: RefSeq, a predicted model, not a curated record
AAUGAUGAGACAUCAAUGGCACUGAGAUUGAGAGGAGAAGACCAACCAUUGUCCAAAGUCGAGUUUCCAUCUGCCCUCAACACCUUAGACAUUAAAUUCUCCGAUCAACAUUUGAUCGACGGAUCACUUCCCAACACCAUAACCAAACUCACAAUUGAGUUUGAUAAUGGGUUUAUCCCAAGGAUUGGAAUAAUCCCAGAUUCUGUGGUGGAUUUGAGAAUAACAAGAAUUUCAAAAGAUCAUCAAAGUCAAGGCUUCCCCAGUGGAUUGAUACCAACCUCUGUAAAACAACUUCAUCUAUCUGGAUAUUUGGCACUCUCCCCAGGAUGUAUUCCCAACUCGGUAGCAUGUCUCUUGAUAGAUCUGAACAGCCAAUCCAAUUUGUCAAUUGAUACCAUCCCAAACACAAUGACGUCACUCUUUCUUUCAAACCGAGUAGUUACCAACAUUGACUUUAGUGGAUUCAGAUCAUUGAAAUAUAUGAGUAUAGACAACAUUAAUAGUAUUCCAAAAUUGCCAACUUCCCUAUCCUCACUAUUCAUGGAGAAAUUCAACAAUAUAAUAGUAUCAGGAUCACUGCCCAACAAUCUAAUCAAACUACAUAUGAAUAGAUUGAAUAUUCGUUUGCAUUAUGGAUCUCUACCCAAUAGUAUUCAGGAACUUUUCCUCCAACAAUACAAUCAUCCAAUGAAAGUUGGUGAUCUACCAUCAUCACUAACACAUUUGGAGAUGAUGGCAUACAAUCACGAUCUUGAUCUAAGCAAUGUCCCACUAGUCCAUCUAUCACUCGACAAUAUGGAGAGGAGGUUAACACUUCCAACAACAUUAGUCACCCUCAUACAUCCGAACUUUUAUCCAUACAACACAAACAUACCACCUUGCCUCUUUAAACUGGUGUUUGGUGGCAAGUUCAUCAACAAACAUCCAAUGCCAAUGCCGCCAUCAACAACCAGUUAU